AUGGGCACCAACGCCAACCGCGACGGGGGCAGGGCACCCCACCCAUACGCCGACCCGGCAAUUGUUGGUCCCCUUCACCGGGCCCCAACUGUGCCCACCUCCCCCCUCCGCCCCAACCGCGACGGUGGCAGGGCACCCCACCCGUUCGCCGACCCGGCGAUCGUUGGUCCCGUUCCCCGGGCCCCAACCGCGCCCAACUUCCCCCCUCUUCCGGCUCCGCGGGUUGCUCGCAGCAAUGCCAUUCGUCGGGCUGCUCGUCCACCACCCGGCCCAGAUGUUGAGCUCAAGGACAUCGAGAUCAAUGGUGACUGGGUCAACAAGGCUCUCGGCCUUACCCCCACCCACCGCACCUACCCUCGUGCUCGAACCACUACUCUCACUCAACCUCCUCCCCCCCUUCGGCGCGCCCCUCCAAACAGCUCCACUCUCCCUCCCCACCCAGCUCCUCGUGCCUCUCGUCCUCCCCUCUCACUUUCAUCCCGUCGCCGCGGCCUCCCUCUCCCUCCUUCCCCUCGCCCCCCCCUCUCACUGUCAUCUCGUCGCCGACAUGGAAUGACGAUCUUGAUCCCGCAAGAUCUUCCUCAAGAGCUUCGGGACAUUCAACUCAGUGCAGCCAUGACCCGAGAUGAUGACUCGACUUGA
Molecule: messenger RNA, 642 nt
Organism: Puccinia triticina
Lineage: Eukaryota; Fungi; Basidiomycota; Pucciniomycetes; Pucciniales; Pucciniaceae
Exons: 3
Coding region: 1-642 (213 amino acids)
Source: RefSeq, a predicted model, not a curated record